AUGGCACAGCAGCAGCAAAACAGGCUGGCAGCUCCACCAGAAGAAGCAAGUGCGGCAGCAGCAGCAGCAGCAAGUGUCUGGUGUUUCUUCGAGGAUGAAGCUACAAUGAGAAACGACGAGAGCAGCAGCAGCCAAGGCGCAAGGGGCAGUUUCAAUGGCAGCUCCUGUAAUAGCAGCACAACGGCAACAAGCAAGGACACCAGUCCACUUGGACCGAGGGGGGAUGCCGACGGGUUCGCUCAGGCAAGCAGGACGAACAGCAGCAGUAGCAGUUCCAGCACAUCCAACCGCGAAAAUUCCAGCGGUGCUACAGCAGCUGCUGCAGUCGUUGCAGCAGCUGUUGCAGCAGCUGAGGGGGCACUACCAGUGGGCAGUACCAACAGCCCCCGUAGCGUUGGCAUGGGAACCUCAACCACCAUCGGCACUCCCAACGUUGCGACCGCUACUAGCGUAGCCCAUUAUCAAACCUCAACCACCCCUGAUGCCGUCCACGUGGCGCACAAGGUAGUAACGGCGCAACAGGGGAAUGAAGGCGGGCCUUUCGAUGGUGCAGCUCCUGCUGCAGGACUAGGAAUACCUCAUGCAGAUGUAGAGGCAGCAGCAGGAGAUGAAGCCACGGAGUCAUCAUCUGAAGGAACCACCGAGGCAACAGUAGUGGCAGGCAUCCGCAAGCUGGCAGAGACCAGGCUAGGCUAUGCCUCGGACAUCGGGGGUCAACUACAGCAAACUGCACAGCAAAUGGCAGCCAAGAAACACCCUGAAGAAGAUGCCAGCAGCGCCAACUGGUAUCUCCACAAGAGACACACAUUCAUUUUCUCAUAUUCGGGCAAGCCCGUUUACUCCCGCUACGGCAAGGAAGAGAACCUUGGCUCCUUUGCGGGGGCGCUGUCAGCAAUCGUUUCAAAGCUGGAAAGGUUUCGUGGCGACAAGCCACCAGAUGUUGUUCGGCAUUUCCGUUUCUGCGGCGGUCGCUUUGUAUUCCUUUGUCGAGGCCCCUUCUAUCUGGUCAUCUUCGAUCGACAGAACUUGAAUAACAACACUGCUAGAGCGUAUCUCAUGCUGCUACACAGACAGCUGCUGUGUAUUCUGACAAAGGAGGUAGAGCGCACCCUUCUCAUUCGUCCGAGCUUUGACGUCCGGCCGCUUAUGGGUGGCACGGACGGGAUAUUUCGCGGGCUUCACCAUAUGUACUUUCAUUCCAUGCUCUCCGUCCUGCUGCCCAUGUUGAUGCAAAAGAACUGCGCUGCCGUGGACGCAUCUGGGGCAACAGCCGCACCCGCAGCUGCGACUGCAGAGCAGCUACAACAGCAGCAACUGCUGCAGGAGCAGCAGUCCGCUGCUCUGGCGAUAAGCGGAGCAUUCGAGCCGCUGCCCCUCAGCAGCACGAUGAGGCAUAUUGCAUGCACCGCAGUCAAGAACAGCCCCACCCCCAAUGUCCUUGCCACCAUGCUGCUUGCGGAGCAGCGCGUUGUUGCACUCUCCUAUGCAAAGGGAUACGAACUUAGCCCGACGGAUGUCUGCUUGUUGACGAACUUCGUAAACUCUUCUUUAGCCCUCCGGCAGCUGGAAAGCUGGACGCCGCUAUGCAUUCCCACCAUUAAUGACAGGCAAGUUUUCUUAUUUUGCGCGCAAUCAUCUAUCAGGGCCUUUCUGCAUGCCUACAUCCGCUUCCUGACACCCCGUGUCGCAUUCGUCUCCAUUUCCUCCCCCGCCGACUCCAUCAGGUUCCACGAACUCGCCAGCCACUGCAACAAACUCUUCGCGGUGCGAUCCAUUAUUGGGUUUAAGGUUCACAGGGAAUCAGGAAUCACAGCUAAAUUCCAAAAUUUGGGAUUUAGGCCUGCGAAUGAGCGUUUAGCUAUCUCUAUGCUAGCUGACGAUGCUAACGAACACUGGCUGCCUCGCGGCGAUCGAAACUUCUCUUGAAUACGCUCCAUAUGCACUGCUGUCUACUCCCUGUACACGAGCGCGGCGGAGAUGGUUCAGUGUGCAAAACGCCCAGCCCACUCCUACAUCGAAACAACAGAUGAGAAGGUGUAUGUGUGGCUGGCGGCGGAUUUCUUCUUCUUCUGCUGUGUCCCCCGAUGGAUAGAUAUGGCAACUGCGUUGGUGGAACAGCUCGCCAAAUGGAUUCGGGAGCAACAGCCAUUCCUCUUCAUAACUAACAUUCCCCCCCUCGUCCAUACACCGGUCCCGAAAUAA
Cyclospora cayetanensis is the source of this 2202-nucleotide messenger RNA. Its product is annotated as vacuolar fusion protein MON1 homolog. Gene Ontology annotation, biological process: vesicle-mediated transport; protein targeting to vacuole. Lineage: Eukaryota; Apicomplexa; Conoidasida; Eucoccidiorida; Eimeriidae. The record is from RefSeq and is a predicted model, not a curated record. The transcript has 16 exons.